CUGACGUCAUCGAAGGAGCCUACUCAAGCUGGCUUCGUGGCUGAGGGGGAAGUUACCUGCGACUCCAGUCGCAAAAAUCUCACUGCAGCCCUCGCCGUCUCUUCUGUUCCGCCCAGGAGAGUUCUAAGCUUGCCCUCUGCCUCUGCGACGAACUUUGUUGGUCCGCAGCCACAGGAUAACGACAACGCUUCUGGCUCGUCAGCAACCAGUGCCUCCAUUAUUCACCUUGCGGAUGUCCAAGAGGGCUCCACAGGUCUUCUUUCCGUGUCGAAGCGCACCAUUUCACCACUGGAGGAAGCUGCGGACACGUCUCCCGAAGUGCGCAAGGUUUCACGACGGUCAGCGCGGUCAAUGCCCCUCACGGUGGAGGAGUUGCAGACGAGUCCCUCUGAGAGAAAGUCGAGCAGGCAGUAUGGAAUUCCAAAGAACAGUGCAGCAACGCAGCCAAAUGCUGAACCAGAUCCCACGUUAGAAGCUGUUCGUGGUGGCGCAUCGUCACCACGAACGGCUUCACGACGCAGUGCUUCGUCGAGGGCGGUCGACGACAAUAGAGGCGGCAGUGCAGUUUCGAGGUUUUUCGCGUCCUCAGCAGCGAGCGAAGCGAAAAUUGUACCAGCUCCGCGGUCUCCAGGCACGAAGCGUGAGGACGAUAUGUCUUUUCUUCCGCGGAAGACUGAGUCGAACAGCCCAAAAAACAGGAUCGAGGAGCUUUCGCAAGCUAUCCGUACGCUAGAGGAGCGUACGAGUGUGGCACGUGGGCCACGUCUAGCGUCGAAGGAUGUCGACAGUCAGGAUCGCAUCUCGUAUGGUCCACGUAAGUAUGGGCAGGAGAUUCUGUCUGCACCAGAGAGUUAUUCACCGGGUGGAGUUCUUGCGUCGUUGAAUCGAAAUGGCGCCCGAGGAGGAGGUGCAGGUGAACGGACAGGAAGUUCGGGACCCGCUGGAGGCGGUCCGCAGCUGCCCUCGUUUACAGAAGCAGCAGUAGUGCCUCCUGGAAGUAGAAGUGAGCAGAAGAAGUACCAAGAUCCAUGGGAAGUAUUUCCUGAAGCGAUGAAUGCAGCCAAGCGAGCGCGCAGUCCCGAU
Molecule: messenger RNA, 1083 nt
Organism: Amoebophrya sp. A25
Lineage: Eukaryota; Dinophyceae; Syndiniales; Amoebophryaceae
Source: the annotation of a GenBank genome assembly